AUGAAGUUCUACACGGCAUUGACGGCGGUUGCUUCCUUGGUUGCAACUGCGACCGCUCAUGGAGGAGUCGAUCAGUAUAUUGUAGGAGACACAACCUACCAAGGAUGGUCACCGUACAACUCAGCUUCAGGUCAAAAGUCCAUUCAGCGACAGUACUCGACUUACGACCCCAUGUACAUCAAAGAUCUCUCAACAGUCAACAUCCGCUGCAACAAUAACGGCGCUCUCGGUACAGGCAUGACUGGCACCAUUGCCGCUGGUGCCAAAUUGAAGACACACUGGAAGCAAUGGACUCACAGGCCGACUUCUCUUCUUGACCGCGAUGUAGUUAAGAUAUAUGAGCAAGGCCUCAUAUCCGGGACUGAAAACUCCGGCAUCUGGGGUAAGUUGUGA
Molecule: messenger RNA, 393 nt
Organism: Alternaria incomplexa
Lineage: Eukaryota; Fungi; Ascomycota; Dothideomycetes; Pleosporales; Pleosporaceae
Exons: 4
Coding region: 1-393 (130 amino acids)
Source: RefSeq, a predicted model, not a curated record